UCUUGAAUACUCCUGUUCUUUGUUCCACUGCAAACUUUUCCGUUGGAGAAUUGUCGUUGAAUUUCUUCGAUAAUAUAAAUAAUGCUUCCAUGUCCCUUAAUUUCCGGCAAACUUUUCCUGCAACCGUCGACGACCGGCUGAAUUCCUGGUAUGGAUCAAAUCCUCACCCAGAUCCUCGACGCCUGCCGGCAGGCUCACGACUUCGACCGCACGCUCCGCCUCUCCGACGUCGCCCUCGACCCCGACUUCCUCCUCGCCACCUGCGAAGACCUCGCCGCCGCCUUCCAUCAGGCCGCCUCCGCGCUUCGCGCCCGGGUGCUCCCGUUCGAGCCACCCCGAGUGGAGCAGCAGGUGGCGCAACUCUCCCCCCUGCGCCGGGAGUCUCCGUCGGAGAGACGGCUGUCGAAGAAGAGGAAGAAGGGGGCGGUGACGAGGACGGUUCCGGCGGUGAGGAUCGGCGAUGCCGUCGUUCCUCUGGACGAUGGAUACACCUGGAGGAAGUACGGCCAGAAGGACAUUCACAAUUCCAAAUUCCCCAGGAGCUACUACCGGUGCACCCACAAGAGCUUCUACGGCUGCGGGGCGAAGAAGCAAGUGCAGAGGCUCGACGACGACCCCUCCACCUUCGAGGUCACCUACCGCGGGGAACACACCUGCCAGACCUCCACCACGCCGCUCUUCAUCCCCUCCAUCCCAGUCGACGUCGAGAACAGAGGCCCCGUCGACGGCGAGGGCUCUUCGGUCCAGUUGCAUCUCCAAGCCAUGGCGGGGCCGUCGUCGUCUUCGCAACCGCAAAUCCACAGUUGGCUGGGAGGCGAAAACAGAGGCCCCGGCGACGGCGAGGGCCUUUCGGCCCAGUUGCAGCUCCAAGCCAUGGCGGGGCCGUCGUCGUCGCAACCGCAAUUUCAAAGUUGGCCGGGCGGCGAGAACAGAGGCCCCGGCGAUGGCGAGGACCCUUCCGCCCAGUUUCAGCUCCAAGCCAUGGCGGGGCCGUCGUCGUCGCGACCGCAAUUUCAAAGUUGGCUGGGCGGCGAGAACAGAGACCCCAGCGGCGGCGAGAACCCUUCGGCCCAGUUGCAGCUCCAAGCCAUGGCGGGGUCGUCGUCGUCGCAACCGCAAUUUCAAAGUUGGCUGGGCGGCGAGAACAGAGGCCCCGGCGGCGGCGAGGACCCUUCGGCCCAGUUGCAACUCCAGGCCAUGGCGGGGACGUCGUCUUCGCAACCGCAAGUCCUCAGUUGGCUGGGCGGCGUUGGCAGCGGACAGGCAGCGACGGCGAGGCAGGGCGGCGGCAGAGACGUGGAUGUCUCGGUGGCGGAGCUCGCCGACGCGAUGUUUAAUAAUCCGGGGAGCAGCGGAAGCAGCAGCAUGGACGCCAUCUUCCCGCCGAAGAGAGGAAAUUAAUCGAAUAAUCUGCCAAAAAAAAUCAAAGGGUUGAAUUUGAGUAGAAUUGAUCUCA
Zingiber officinale is the source of this 1456-nucleotide messenger RNA. Its product is annotated as probable WRKY transcription factor 61. Bases 151 to 1401 code for a protein of 416 amino acids. The record is from RefSeq and is a predicted model, not a curated record. Lineage: Eukaryota; Viridiplantae; Streptophyta; Magnoliopsida; Zingiberales; Zingiberaceae. Gene Ontology annotation, molecular function: DNA-binding transcription factor activity; sequence-specific DNA binding. The transcript is spliced from 3 exons. Gene Ontology annotation, biological process: regulation of DNA-templated transcription.